AUGCUGCCCUCCACCACCCGCCAACCCGCGCUAUGCUGCCCUCCACCACCCGCCAACCCGCGCUAUGCUGCCCUCCCACCACCCGUCAACCCGCGCUAUGCUGCCCUCCCACCGCCCGUCAACCCGCGCUAUGCUGCCCUCCCACCGCCCGUCAACCCGCGCAAUGCUGCCCUCCCACCGCCCGUCAACCCGCGCAAUGCUGCCCUCCCACCGCCCGUCAACCCGCGCAAUGCUGCCCUCCCACCGCCCGUCAACCCGCGCAAUGCUGCCCUCCCACCGCCCGUCAACCCGCGCAAUGCUGCCCUCCCACCGCCCGUCAACCCGCGCUAUGCUGCCCUCCCACCGCCCGUCAACCCGCGCUAUGCUGCCCUCCCACCGCCCGUCAACCCGCGCUAUGCUGCCCUCCCACCGCCCGUCAACCCGCGCUAUGCUGCCCUCCCACCGCCCGUCAACCCGCGCUAUGCUGCCCUCCCACCGCCCGUCAACCCGCGCUAUGCUGCCCUCCCACCGCCCGUCAACCCGCGCUAUGCUGCCCUCCCACCGCCCGUCAACCCGCGCAAUGCUGCCCUCCCACCGCCCGUCAACCCGCGCAAUGCUGCCCUCCCACCGCCCGUCAACCCGCGCUAUGCUGCCCUCCCACCGCCCGUCAACCCGCGCUAUGCUGCCCUCCCACCGCCCGUCAACCCGCGCUAUGCUGCCCUCCCACCGCCCGUCAACCCGCGCUAUGCUGCCCUCCCACCGCCCGUCAACCCGCGCUAUGCUGCCCUCCCACCGCCCGUCAACCCGCGCUAUGCUGCCCUCCCACCGCCCGUCAACCCGCGCUAUGCUGCCCUCCCACCGCCCGUCAACCCGCGCUAUGCUGCCCUCCCACCGCCCGUCAACCCGCGCAAUGCUGCCCUCCCACCGCCCGUCAACCCGCGCAAUGCUGCCCUCCCACCGCCCGUCAACCCGCGCAAUGCUGCCUUCCCACCGCUCCCGUCAACCCGCGCAAUGCUGCCCUCCCACCGCUCCCGUCAACCCGCGCAAUGCUGCCCUCCCACCGCCCCCGUCAACCCGCGCAAUGCUGCCCUCCCACCGCCCGUCAACCCGCGCAAUGCUGCCCUCCCACCACCCGUCAACCCGCGCAAUGCUGCCCUCCCACCACCCGUCAACCCGCGCAAUGCUGCCCUCCCACCACCCGUCAACCCGCGCUAUGCUGCCCUCCCACCACCCGUCAACCCGCGCUAUGCUGCCCUCCCACCACCCACAGCUGGGCUGCCCCCCCACCACACCGCGCUGGGCUGCCCUCCCACCACACCGCGCUGGGCUGCCCUCCCACCGCCCGGCAACCCGCGCGGGGCUGCCCUCCCACCGCCCGUCAACCCGCGCUGGGCUGCCCUCCCACCGCCCGGCAGAGCCCCCGCUCUGCUGCCCUCCCACCACCCAGCAGAGCGCCCGCUCUGCUGCCGUCCCACCACCCAGCAGAGCCCCCGCUCUGCUGCCGUCCCACCACCCAGCAGAGCCCCCGCUCUGCUGCCGUCCCACCACCCAGCAGAGCCCACCACCCAGCAGAGCCCCCGCUCUGCUGCCGUCCCACCACCCAGCAGAGCCCCCGCUCUGCUGCCCUCCCACCACCCAGCAGAGCCCCCGCUCUGCUGCCCUCCAGCAAUCCCCAUAUGCUGCCCUUUACCUCCCAGUAUCAAGCCCUACCAACUGGUAUACUCUAGUGGUCCUGCUUUCCCUUUGCAUCAAUCACCUUUUAUAUCCACAUCCACCACACACUAG
Messenger RNA from Pseudophryne corroboree (corroboree frog), 1764 nucleotides. RefSeq lists its product as uncharacterized. Bases 1 to 1764 code for a protein of 587 amino acids. The transcript has a single exon. The record is from RefSeq and is a predicted model, not a curated record. NCBI's taxonomy places the organism in Eukaryota, Metazoa, Chordata, Amphibia, Anura, Myobatrachidae.